Molecule: messenger RNA, 1109 nt
Organism: Amorphotheca resinae ATCC 22711
Lineage: Eukaryota; Fungi; Ascomycota; Leotiomycetes; Helotiales; Amorphothecaceae
Exons: 2
Coding region: 402-947 (181 amino acids)
Source: RefSeq, a predicted model, not a curated record
GCGGAGGGGGAUAAAAGGAUGGCGUGUGUGUCCGGAUGUUCUUUUUUUCUUUUUGUUUGUAUAUGGAAAGGAAGGUCGAAGCGGUCUAUUAUUACACGCAUUAUUUUUUGAGUAAGAAAAAGGUAUCUAUUAUUUGGCCAAUACGGAAAGAGGGGGAAGAUGCGGUGCUGACGCUGGUUGUUGUUGUUGAUGAUGAUGAUGAUGAUGAUGAUGAUGAGUGUUGGAUGAUUACGACUACAUACGACUUCGACCCAGCCCUGCAUUUUUUUUAUAUCCUGACCUGACGCCCCCGAAAGUCUCAGUCUCAGACCCAACGACUUAUCUCUCGACUUCUAUUUUAUUUAUUUAUUUAUUUCCACGCAUUACAUACCUUACUUACAUACGGUACAUACCCACACAAUAUGCUUCUCCUCUCAUCCAAAAAUCCGAAUUUCUCCCUCCACUUCCUGCCCUCCUUUCUCCGCCUCGAGAAGCCAUCAUCAGCGUCGUCAACAGCGGGCCACAGCUCCACCUGGUCGACGCCCCUCUCAUCCCUCCCCACCGACCCCUCCAUCUCCACCAGCACAACAAGCAGCCCGCCCCUCGCGCCCCUCCUCCCCCAAACCCCGACCAUCCACCACCGCCGCACCAUCUCGCGGACCAACAGCACGACGCCGCCGCCGACGCUGCACGGCUUCGCGGAUUUCUUCCACGCGCGCGUCGCGGGCCCGAUCGCCGCGGUGCCCGAGCUGAGGAGGGAGACCGAUGAGGAGUGCUGGGAGAGGAUGAUUAGUUUGCAGAGGGAGUAUCAUUGUUAUAAGUCGGCGAGGUUGGAGGCGGCAGUCGAGGCGCUGGAGAGGGGGUGUUCGAUUGAUGAGGUGCCCAUGCCACCGAGACUCUGUCUCGAUCUCUUAAACGAGGAGUUAAAAGCUCAGAUCGAAGCGCACCGGGGCGGAUUAUUUCCUUGAUUCUCCUCUUGCCCUUCACCAACCCAUACUCCAAAUCGAAUCGAAUUGGAUAAAAUCCCACGAAUCAUAAUACCGCGGAAGGAACAGGAUGCGAAAGGGAAGAAGCUGGAGCAGAGGAUUACAUUUCGAAAGCGGAUGAUACCAGGUUUAUGUUGCUCAUUU